Molecule: messenger RNA, 2821 nt
Organism: Nothoprocta perdicaria
Lineage: Eukaryota; Metazoa; Chordata; Aves; Tinamiformes; Tinamidae
Gene: SLC40A1
Product: solute carrier family 40 member 1
Exons: 8
Coding region: 1-1782 (593 amino acids)
Biological process (GO): iron ion transmembrane transport
Cellular component (GO): basolateral plasma membrane
Molecular function (GO): iron ion transmembrane transporter activity; peptide hormone binding
Source: RefSeq, a predicted model, not a curated record
AUGUGGGAAUUCGCUGCGGGGGACGCCGGCGGAGCAUUUCCCACCGCGGCCAACCCGCUGCUCGGGGACGCGUUGUCUCCCGCAGGCGCCCUGCUCGGCUACCUGGCCUCCGCCAAGUUCCUGCUCUACCUGGGCCACGGGCUCUCCACCUGGGGAGAUCGUAUGUGGCAUUUCGCUGUCUCCGUGUUCCUGGUUGAACUUUACGGGAACAGCUUGCUCCUGACUGCAGUCUAYGGGCUGGUUGUGGCGGGAUCAGUUCUGCUCCUGGGAGCCCUCAUUGGAGACUGGGUGGACAAGAACUCCAGGCUCAAAGUGGCCCAGACAUCCCUGGUCGUGCAGAAUGUGUCUGUCAUCCUGUGCGGUGUUAUCCUGAUGGUUAUCUUCUUGUUUAAGACACAGCUCUUGACCUUAUACCACGGAUGGCUUCUUACGAUGUGCUAUAUCCUGGUUAUCACGAUAGCAAAUAUUGCCAAUUUGGCCAGCACUGCCACAGCGAUCACAAUUCAGAGGGACUGGAUUGUGGUGGUUGCAGGGGAAGACAGAAGCAAACUGGCAGACAUGAAUGCUACAAUACGAAGAAUUGACCAGUUGACCAAUAUCUUGGCCCCAAUGGCGGUUGGGCAGAUAAUGACGUUUGGCUCCCCAAUGAUUGGCUGUGGCUUCAUUUCGUGCUGGAACUUGAUGUCUAUGUGUGUGGAAUAUUUGCUGCUCUGGAAGGUCUAUCAGAAAACCCCUACUCUGGCUCUCAAAUCUUCAAAAGUUGAAGAAUCAGAACUGAAACAGCUGAAUGUAAAGAAAGAGAGUGACGUGAAGCCUGCUGAAGGAGUGCAGCUCAUGGUCGAGAAGGAUGCCGGCGGCGCCGAGCCACGGCGGGACAAGGAGGCCGGCUGCGCCGCGCGGAUCGCAGAGCCGUUCAUCACGUUCCGUGAUGGAUGGGUCGCCUACUACAACCAGCCGGUGUUUCUGGCAGGCAUGGGCCUCGCCUUCCUCUACAUGACUGUGCUGGGCUUUGAUUGCAUCACUACAGGCUACGCGUACACUCAGGGUUUGAGCGGCUCCGUGCUCAGCCUCCUCAUGGGGGCCUCGGCGGUCACGGGCAUCAUGGGGACCGUGGCUUUCACGUGGCUGCGCCGCCGGUGCGGCCUCGUGCGCACGGGCCUYGUUUCCGGGGCGGCCCAGUUCGCCUGCCUCAUCCUGUGCGCCAUCUCCGUGUUCAUGCCGGGAAGCCCUCUGGAUCUGACUGUGUCCCCCUUUGCUGACAUCGGUGCCAGGCUGUUUGAGAGCGAACCCUUGCCCACCAUUGCAUCUCCGGGAGAGAAGCUUGAAAUGGCUUUUGCAACUGGAAUGCCCUCCUUGUUAAACGGGUCUGCUCCUGGUGACGGUGACCCGGAGUUGAGUCCCGAGCCUGUGCCUUUGAUCUCUGUUAGUCUCCUGUUCGCAGGAGUCAUUGCUGCUAGARUUGGCCUUUGGUCCUUUGAUUUGACUGUCACACAACUGCUCCAAGAAAACGUGAUGGAAUCUGAAAGAGGCAUCAUCAAUGGUGUCCAAAACUCCAUGAAUUACCUUCUUGAUCUGCUGCACUUCAUCAUGGUCAUCUUAGCCCCUAACCCUGAAGCUUUUGGCUUAUUGGUGCUUAUUUCUGUGUCUUUUGUUGCAAUGGGUCACAUAAUGUACUUCCGAUUUGCCCAAAAAACCUUGGGAACGCAGCUUUUUGCAUGUUGCACUCCUGAUCCCAAAGCAGUCUCUGACAGCUCACCAUCUGCUGAUACAUCUACGGUCUGAAGAAUUUUGCUACGCGUACAUCACAGUUAGAUGUAUAGAAAUGGUCACAAAAAGCAGUCUAAGGUGUUUCUCUAGAGUUGAAUACAUAUUUAAGAAAGCCUUCCCAAAAGAAAUAAGUCAUCUUAUGGUGAAACCUACACAUUGUGUUUUGGACUAGGGACAACCUAGUUAGAUCUUAACAGCUGGCAUUUGAAAGGCUCCCCAGAAAUUACAGAUGAAGAAUUUCAUCAGAAAAACCUAGAAUUUCUGUCCCUCUCCUACAUCAUGAUACCGUUUGGCAGUUUUACACACUCACUUUGUCCAUAUUUGUUCCUUGAGCAAAAUUAGGUUUUUGCUUGGUUCUUCUAGAAAAGCUUCACUUUCCAUUUUCUCUUUGUCUUUUCUUUUACCUUUUGUUAUGUUCUGUUCCACAUAUUACUCUUUUACCAAACUGGAUAAAAUCUUUCUUGGAGGUCUGAAGGGGAUUUYAGACUUGUUCUAGUGUUUUACCAAAAUACACCUCUUCCGUGAUUUAACUUUACAGAAACAUCUGUGCAGCUUUUCACUAUUCCUUACAAAAUGGAUUAGCUCUAGGUACAAAAUAUUGUAUUAUGCUUUUGCACUUCAUAAAGUAAAGCAUAUAACCUCAUUUUAGUAGAAGCUAUUAAUGUAAUAUAAUGUAAAGCAUAGCAGUUUUAACUCAAAUGCCAGAUCUGCUCAGUUUUGUAGCAGAGAGUGCUAAGGUCAGGAGUACUGAUACAGAAAGGUAAGUCAAGGGCUAAUUUAGCCUUUGCCUCAGAGUACAAGCAGCUUAGGUUUAUUUUCAAAUGGCAUGGCUUUAAGAAACCUUACUAAGCUGAUGCAGAAAACGAUUACUAGUCCAGGCAAAACACAUCUGAAAAAGUGGAUUUCUUGCAUUUGUUUUACAGUUGGAUGGAUUUUACAACUUUAAGUUGAUUCUAAGAUACCUCUAGAACAGUCUCCACCAUUGGACUGUGUGGCCCUCUAGGAACUUCAGAGAAAUGGAGAAAUGUUAUCCCUUUGAUUUCAGGAAGUUCUU